This is a messenger RNA of Nicotiana tabacum (common tobacco), 833 nucleotides long. Its product is annotated as PLAT domain-containing protein 3. Gene Ontology annotation, molecular function: protein binding. NCBI's taxonomy places the organism in Eukaryota, Viridiplantae, Streptophyta, Magnoliopsida, Solanales, Solanaceae. The record is from RefSeq and is a predicted model, not a curated record.
CGCUAUCAUACUAUCACUUCCAUUAUCUCAAAAUCAUUUGCCUUUAUCCUCUCAUUUCUAGAGAAAGAAACAAUUUCCCUUGCACAAGUAGCUGUUAUGGGAGUAGCUCAUCAAGUUAACCAAUUCUGGUUCCCUCUCAUUAUCCUCCUCCUCUCCAUUACCAUUUCUUCUACUUCUGGAGCUGAAUCAAAUUGUGUGUACACAGCUUACAUUCGGACUGGGCCAUUCAUGGAGGAUGCAACUGACUCAAAAAUAAGCUUGACUCUCUACGAUGCGAGUGGCUAUGGAAUUAGAAUCAAGAACCUAGUGGCUUGGGGUGGGCUUAUGGGCUCAGGUUACAACUACUUUGAAACGGACCACUCAGAUAUGUUCAGUGGCCAUGGACCAUGUUUGACUGGGCCGAUCUGCAAAAUGGUCUUGACUUCUGAUGGUACAGGCCGACAAUCCGCGUGGUACUGUAGCUACGUGGAAGUCACCUCAACAGGAGACCACAAACAAUGCAGUCAACAGCUGUUCAACGUGGAUCAGUGGCUUAGCACCGAUCGUUCGCCGUAUCAGUUGACGGCCACAAGAAACAACUGUAGGCGUAUGUCCGGUGACCAACAACCCAUUGUUGUUGAUGUAAUUUAAUUCGAGUUCAUUGGGCUACUUACAAACCAUAUAUAGAAUUUCUCUCCUUCUCUCUUUGUAUCUCUCUUUUUCAAUUAUAUACCAGUGUGUGGCAAUUUUAUCAUCAAUCCAAUGUUGUGAAGCCCAUUUAGGCCAAGGCCUGAUGUGUACGCUCAUGAAUGCAACAUUCUGGAAAAUAAAGAAUCGGACCUCUCUUUUCCUUC